Dictyostelium discoideum AX4 is the source of this 498-nucleotide messenger RNA. RefSeq lists its product as hypothetical. The transcript has a single exon. The record is from RefSeq and is a predicted model, not a curated record. The coding region runs from base 1 to 498 and encodes 165 amino acids. NCBI's taxonomy places the organism in Eukaryota, Evosea, Eumycetozoa, Dictyosteliales, Dictyosteliaceae.
AUGCUAAAGUACAAAUGUGAACAUGAUGAUUUUUCCCUUGAAAGUUUAAAAGAAUAUGGUUAUCGUUUAUAUUUUGAUAUAUUGUUCGACCCUGACCGUUUUCCAUUAAUGAUAAAUGGUCAUUGCAACGAAGAAUGUAAAACAAAAAUGAAAGAGAUUUAUAAAAUAUCAAUAGAACAGUUUUUAACUUCAACCCAAAGAUAUUUUGAAGAUGCUAGAAUCUUUGAAUAUGCUAAAAAAGCAGAAGAUAGUGACCUUAUUUAUUAUGAAAGAUUUUUCGAAUUAAAAGAAUUAACAGAGGACCCAAUCGAUGGAAAAUACAAAUUUAUCAAUUCAAAUGAAAUAAAAGUUGACCCAAUUGAUAGGGAAUAUAAACUUGUGUUAAUAAAUUUCAAAGUUGGAAUUCUUAAUGGAAAGCCAGUCAGAUUAUGUGAUCUUCCUGAUGGAACAAAAUGUGAUUACGAUGCUGACCAUUUACCAGAUAACUGCACUCAUUAG